Phialemonium atrogriseum is the source of this 1281-nucleotide messenger RNA. RefSeq lists its product as uncharacterized. Lineage: Eukaryota; Fungi; Ascomycota; Sordariomycetes; Cephalothecales; Cephalothecaceae. Bases 1 to 1281 code for a protein of 426 amino acids. The transcript has 3 exons. Gene Ontology annotation, molecular function: catalytic activity. The record is from RefSeq and is a predicted model, not a curated record.
AUGAAGACCGAUUACUACCUCCACCAGUGCCUCGAGCAGGCCUCUCUGUCUCCUCUCCGUUGCCGUCACGGUUGCAUCGUCGUCAAGGGUGGAAAGAUCAUCGGUAAGGGCUUCAACGACUAUCGCUCCGGCUUUGAUGGCGGUGCCCUCAAGACGGGCCGUCUUCCCGCCAGUCCGUAUCCACUCGGAGGUCCAGGACCUUCUGGACUGAAGCCCAAGCGAAAGUCCAAGCUGAAAGCCCGCUUGACCUCGUCGUCGCCGCCUCGCUUCGACGCCGAUGCCAGUGACAGGGGCGCUGGUCACCAUGCCAACACCUCCCUCACCAUGCACUCGGAGAUGAUGGCUAUCAAUUCUGCUCUCACGCGUUCCGGCCUGGCUUCCAGCGUCAAAACAGCCAAGGGCAGCACCUUCAACAACGCCCCUGCGCGGUUUAGGGUCAAGAGUCGCAUUUUGAAGCCGGCCCAUGUCGAUGCUUCGCUGCUUCGGAAGAUGCAUGGCAAUCAUCAUCAUCAUCACAAGAAGGAGCCGGUCAACGACAAGGACAACAAGUUUAAGCACCAACAGCCGCAACAACAGCUUAAGAAGGAGGACCCGGCAUGGCAGCAACUAAAGGAUGAUCACAAUGGGACCGAGACGAAAACAAUGUGGAAUCCAGGGAAUCCAGGGAAUUCAGGGAAUUCAGGGGGUUUCGGGCCGUUGGCGAAGGCCGGUGUUCUCAUCCACACUCGGCAGACUCCUCGUCCAUCACAUGAGGCUCGAGAGCGCAUGAAGGAUUCCCGGCUAGUCGGCGCAGACGUCUACGUGGCCCGGCUCAACAACUGGCCAGACCGUCCCAAGGCAUGUGGCAACCAGCGGCGGCUGCCGACGCCGCCGAACACGGCACUGGGCGCGGCUGGUCCAAGCCCCCCACCCGGAGACGGCAGCGAGGGUCCUAUCAACUCCCCGUCGACGGGCUCGCUGCACGACGAGCUGCGCUUCAACUUGCCCACGGCCACUCCGUCGACGGCCGAGGGGGCCGCCGAGGCGGCCGGUCUCCCACGAGCAAUCGAGUCCAGGCCGUGCUACAGGUGCGUGGCUUACAUGCACUCGGUGGGCAUCAAGCGCGUCUUCUGGACCGACAGCAAUGGGGAGUGGCAGGGCGCCAAGGUCAGGGACUUGGUCGACGCCAUGGACGGCGUCGGUCCGUGUGGAGGCGACGGCGACGACAGGGACGAUGUAAUGGAUCGGGUGUUUGUCACGAAGCAUGAGGUCCUGAGGUUGAGAAAGACUAAGGGGAUUUAG